Messenger RNA from Xylaria bambusicola, 1045 nucleotides. RefSeq lists its product as uncharacterized. NCBI's taxonomy places the organism in Eukaryota, Fungi, Ascomycota, Sordariomycetes, Xylariales, Xylariaceae. The record is from RefSeq and is a predicted model, not a curated record. Gene Ontology annotation, biological process: vacuolar protein processing. The transcript has a single exon. Gene Ontology annotation, cellular component: intracellular membrane-bounded organelle. The coding region runs from base 519 to 1001 and encodes 160 amino acids.
UUUUGGCAUGUUAUGGUGGAGUGACGCUGGCAGGGGGGGGCUACAGGCCGCUUGAUUGGCUGUGAAACGCUCGAGUUGGCCUGGCAGAGCAACAGCACAGCGCUAACGCCAUUGGGUACCUGACGAAAGCCUUGUGCAGUCCCUACUGGACAAAGAGGUAUCCAGUACCGGUGCUAGCCACUAUCGCCCCGUGGGCAUGCAAGUACCUGGAGACUUGCCCAAUAAACGCACUUCGCAAGGAAUACCUACCUGUACAGGGAUGGGCACGCCUUUUAGGGGGCACCAAAGGGUCUCCACUACCUAGAUGCGGCUGCUCCCAUUCACUCUUGAGGUGGCUGGAGACUCUACUCUCUUUGUGCUUUGUCCUCUGCCACAUCAACGUCCGAGCUCUUCGCCAUUGGCCCGCAAACCGAGAGUUCUCUGCAUACUACCUACCACAACGAACCCUUGCGCGUGUUAUAUGAGAAAAGGGUUUGCAUCAAGCAGGAGCUAGGGGAAAUCCAGACACGCGCACUAAGAUGGCCCAGAAAGCGCGCAAGGACAGGGCGAAGUCUAACGCCACUGCUCUCAAGAACCUACACAUUGGCACACUGGUUGUCAAUACUUUAUUUGUUCUCUGGAAUCUACUUUUCAAACGGAGAUCUCUACUUCUCUAUGUGGUCCUCUCUCUCCCAGGCUUUAUUUGUGAGUUUGUCUUGGAAUCAACUGGCCGUCCUAAGUAUGACCCAUCCAACAACUCUCUCAAAACGGCUGGCGAAGACCUAUCCGCCCCUGGUCUUACAGAGUACAUGUUCGACGUUAUUUGGGUUACCUGGGCUUCUGUUGUUCUAGUCGCCUUCUUCGGGAACUGGGGCUGGCUUCUCUGGUCCGUUGUCCCAGCCUAUGGGGCAUUCAAAGGGUUCGGUGUUGCUCGUGGUAUGGCAGGGAUGAGGCAGGCGCAACAGCAGCAGCCCGGAGGGGCUCAAGCAGCGGGGAACAGAAAGCAAAGGCGGGCAGCUUGAGCAAUACUAUCUCCAUUGGGGGCAAUUCUUGAUAUGAAGACGAG